Molecule: messenger RNA, 1767 nt
Organism: Trichoplusia ni (cabbage looper)
Lineage: Eukaryota; Metazoa; Arthropoda; Insecta; Lepidoptera; Noctuidae
Product: proton-coupled amino acid transporter-like protein pathetic
Exons: 8
Coding region: 361-1671 (436 amino acids)
Biological process (GO): amino acid transmembrane transport
Cellular component (GO): vacuolar membrane
Molecular function (GO): amino acid transmembrane transporter activity
Source: RefSeq, a predicted model, not a curated record
CAUUAUAUGUACAGUGUUAACAUAUAUAAAAUCCGUAGGAACGUGUUGUUAUCAGUACAUCUGCAGUCUUUAUUAAAUAGAAAACACUAAACACCGUCAUUCUGUAAACUAAUUAAGCGUUGUAAUUUUAUGAAACUAUUCACGUGUAAUAUUGAACCUUUGUGUAAAAACCUUUUAAGAGUAACCGAGAGUGUAGAGUGCUUUAUCUCCGGUGUUUCUUUUCGUGCGUAUGAUUUUUAAUAGCUGCUUAAGCGCGUCAGUUAAUAAAAUGUAUUCGGCCUGUAUGCUCACCAAGGGUUUAUAAUUAUGUGUUUAAAAGAUUUAUUAUUUUAGACAUUCGUGUAUGGGAAACUGAACAGUAUGAACGUGGAAAAGGCUGAGAAUAAAAGGGAUUACAAUCCUUUUGAACAUCGAAAAGUUGAGAAGCCAAACUCAGAUUUAAGGUCAACAGCCAACUUAAUUAAAGCCUCUUUGGGGUCUGGUUUGCUUGCUGGACCACUAGCGUUCGCAAAUGCAGGAUGGGGAGUCGGACUAUUCGGUACAAUCCUAGUAGGAAUCAUAUGUGGACACUGUAUUCAUAUAUUGGUGAGAACAUCACAGCGAUGUUGUGUAUUGGAGAAGAAGCCGUCGUUAGGAUACGCAGAGACAUGCAGAUCCGCCUUCACGAAUGGACCGAAGGCCAUGAGAAAAUUCGCUAGUACUGCCAGCGUGUUCGCUGAAUUUUCAUUACUAUGCACGUAUGCUGGAGUUUGCUGCAUCUACACUGUAUUAAUAUCGGAUUCAAUAAAACAGUUGGUUGACCGAUACGCUCCAUCAACGAUCCUACCGGUGGAAUACUACUGCCUCAUGAUACUAGUACCAAUAAUACUACUAUGUCAAAUCAAGUACCUGAAGUUCUUAGCAAUAUUCUCAGGGAUUGCCAACAUUUUGCUAGUGGCUACAUAUAUUAUUUGCCUAUAUUACAUUUUCUCUGGAGAUAUAUCCUUUGAGGGGAAAGUUGCAGCUGGACAUCCUGCUAGAUAUCCUGUCUUUUUAUCGACAGUGAUCUUCGCAAUGGAAGGCGUUGGCGUGGUGAUGCCGAUUGAGAACACUAUGAAGAAACCACAGAACUUCCUAGGCUGUCCCAGUGUGCUGGUGGUAGCCAUGUCAGCAAUCGUCUUUCUUUACGGCACUCUAGGAAUGUUUGGGUAUCUCAGAUAUGGAGAUGUUUUAAGAGGAUCUAUCACCCUCAACUUGCCUACUGACGAAUGGCCUGCUAUCCUAGCAAAAGUUUCCAUUGCGCUGUCAAUAUUCCUUACAUAUCCUCUACAAUUCUACGUGGUCAUCGAUAUCUUCACGAGGUACACUCAAAAACACAUCAAAGUGAACUACCGGCAAAUCACUCAAGUUAUUGCUAGAACCGUUGGUGUAUGUUGUUGCGUUGGUAUAGGCAUGGCUCUACCUUUGCUAGAACAAAUCAUCAACAUCGUCGGCGCACUAUUCUACUCCAUCCUUGGCCUCAUAAUCCCUGCCAUCAUUGAAACCGUCUUCCGAUGGGAAAACCUUGGUAAAUGGAACUGGAUGUUAUGGAAGAACUUAUUUAUCGGUAUUUUUGGCAUGGUCAGCCUCGUGUCUGGGUGUACCGUCACUAUUCUUGAUAUCAUAGAGAUUUUACAUCGUAAGACAGUGUAAGUUAUGUAAGUAUAGGUGAAUAAGAUAAGUAGUUUAUAUUUAUUAUAAUUAAGACUAUAAUUUAUUUUUAAUGUUAUUAAAAUUUGUUUUGAGUUA